Messenger RNA from Raphanus sativus (radish), 630 nucleotides. Its product is annotated as protein SMALL AUXIN UP-REGULATED RNA 9-like. The record is from RefSeq and is a predicted model, not a curated record. Gene Ontology annotation, biological process: response to auxin. The transcript has a single exon. NCBI's taxonomy places the organism in Eukaryota, Viridiplantae, Streptophyta, Magnoliopsida, Brassicales, Brassicaceae. The coding region runs from base 85 to 411 and encodes 108 amino acids.
UCCACACCUUCAUUCAAACAUACAAAAUUAUUCUUCUCUCUCCUUUCUGUCUCUAACCAAGUUAGGCUUCUGUAAGCUCAAUUUAUGGCGAUAAAGAAGUCGAGCAAAGUGGCAACGUCUCAAGCAGCAUCGCUAAAGAAAAUCUUGAAGAGAUGCUCAAGUCUUGGAAAGCAGAAUCAAGGUAAUUGCUACAUCAAAGACGUGCCAAAAGGUCACUUCCCUGUCUACGUUGGGCAAGACCGGAGUCGUUACGUGGUGCCAAUCUCAUGUCUAGCUCAUCCUGACUUUCAGACACUCCUCCAACUAGCCGAAGAAGAGUUUGGGUUUGAGCACGACAUGGGUCUCACUAUCCCUUGUGAUGAAGUUGUCUUUCAAUCACUUAUCUCCAUGUUCAGAAAGAACUCGACCUAGAGAGAUACUGAUUUACCUCAAUUGGUAAUCUCUCGGAAUCUAAUGGCGGGCUACGGGCAUCGCGUCAAGCAUCGACUCAAUAUUCGUUGCUAUAGCGAUAUGUAUUUUCAGGGUUCUUGACUAUAUAUUUUGAAUAUUUUGGGUGUGCGACUUUCCCCUUAAGUCAACGUGUCUUGCUGACAGUUGGUUCUUGAGAGGAAUAGCUAGUUUAUUUGUAUU